Messenger RNA from Procambarus clarkii (red swamp crayfish), 1214 nucleotides. The record is from RefSeq and is a predicted model, not a curated record. NCBI's taxonomy places the organism in Eukaryota, Metazoa, Arthropoda, Malacostraca, Decapoda, Cambaridae.
ACUCCACCAUGAAGCUCCUGAUACUUGUUUCAUUGGUUGCGGCAGCCGCCGCCGAGAAACGCCCGGCCUACAGUCUACAAAGACCUUCUGGUCCAGGUCUGAUCAUAGGUGGAUCAGGAGGCUUCGGUGGCGGCGUAGGGGCCGGUGGAGGAGGCUUCAGUGGUGGCGUAGGGGCCGGUGGUGGCGGUUUCGGUGGCGCAGGAUUAGGUGGCGGCGCAGGAUUAGGUGGCGGCGCCGGAUUCGGUGGCGGCGCAGGAUUAAGUGGCGGCGCAGGAUUCGGUGGCGGCGCAAGAUUCGUUGGCGUCAGCUGUGGAGCUGGACAGGUUCGUCAUGUGGACGGAAGUUGCGUGACUCCUGUUGUCACCAGAAACUCAUUUGUGUAUACUGCUCCACCAGUGGCCCCAAUCGUCGGUCCACGCCCAAAUGUUCCCCUACCAAAGCUUGAACACAACAUUAUCUUCAUCCGUACCCCAGAAGUUGGACUUGGUCAGGAACCCAUUGUGGUGCCACCACCUCAACAGAAGAACGUCGUGUACGUCCUCAACAAGCGACCAGAAUUGGACCAGAAGGUCGUCCAUGUCCCAGCACCAGAACAACAGACUCCAGAAGUGUUCUUCGUCAACUACGCCGACGGCGACAACCCGACUCUACCUACAGGAGAGGACCUCCAGUCUGCCCUCAGUGUUGCUGCUCAAAGUGGUGGUCAGGUCAUCGGUGCUGGUGGUGGCAUUGGAGGCGGCAUUGGUGGCGGCAUUGGUGGUGGCAUUGGAGGCGGCAUUGGUGGAAGCCUUGGAGGCGGCAUUGGUGGAGGCCUUGGAGGUGGCAUUAGUGGAAGCAUUGGAGGCGCCAUUGGUGGUGGCCAUGGAGGUGCCAUUGGUGGUGGCCAUGGGGGCACCAUUGGCGGUGGUCAUGGAGGCGGCAUUGGUGGUGACUUUGGAGACUUCAGUAGUGGUGAGAGCACAGAAGGUGGAUUCAGUGUGUCGACCCCGUCUGGUCUAUAUUCCACACCGUAAACAUGUUAACAACGCCUUCGCCAUCAAGCUCUUGGUCUCGUACUGCAGGACGGAACAACUCAUUGUUUAUAUCUAAUUUAUAAUGUUACUAAUCCUUCCACUUGUGUAAUAUUUAUUUUAUCCAAGUCAUGAUUUUAUUUAACAUGACAAUCUCGGAUAUCACCUGUAAACGAUGACCAAGAUAAAUAUUAACCUUAUUUA